Molecule: messenger RNA, 2901 nt
Organism: Paramecium octaurelia
Lineage: Eukaryota; Ciliophora; Oligohymenophorea; Peniculida; Parameciidae
Source: the annotation of a GenBank genome assembly
AUGAGAUGCCCAUUAAAUUACUACAUGAAACCUAUGUUGGUUGAACUUAAUGGAAAUUGUAUAGCCUGUUCUAAUUUAUGCUAAUAUUGUGAAGUGAGAAAUUAGGAUGAAAUUUCUGUAAUAUCUCGAUAAUAUUCUAGUCUUUACAAUCAAAUUUUGAAUUAGAGGAAUUAAAUUUAAAAUUUACAACAAGAUGUCUAAAACCUGUUAAAGAUCCUAAUAUAGUCAUCAAUACCUCUUUUAGAAAUGCUAAAUACUGUUUUAACAAAAGCUGUUAAAAUUGGUCUUCAUUCCCUUAGUAUCUUACUGAAUUUUUGUUAGAUAGGUAGAAACAGUAUAGUUAAGAAGAGGAAAUAAAUUUUUAAUAUUGUAACCUAGUGGGAGUAGAUUAAAUGAUGAUUAAUUAUAUUUUCUCAUUUCAUGAGUACAUUAUAAGUAGUGAUUCAUUGGCUCUGAAAUUUUCGAAUGGCUUACAGAAGAAAAUAUUUUCUCUAAAGAAAACUAAUAUGAAAUUAUUUUGCAGUUAAAGAUUAUUAAGUGGGUACAAGCUAAAUAAUAGAAAUAAUCAACUAUGAUGCAGUAGAACUCAAAAACUUAACUUUAGAGAAUUUGAUGGGUGUAAUUUAGAAAAUCCUAAUAACAAAUAGAUUUAAUAUUAAAUAAGUUAAAUUUUAUUACAACAAAAUUUCUAGACUGUCAUUUUUCUAAACUUAAAUAUUUGGAAACAUUGUAAUUUAGGAUGUUUACUUUUUAAAUUCUGCCUUUGUUAAUUCAACUUUUUUUGAUUUUUACAACACAACCCGUCUUAAUAACUUUUAAUAUCAAAAAUUUGACCUUCAAAAACUGUUUAAUAGAAAAUUCAACAUUAUUUAAUAUUGACCAUAUUUAGGACAUUAUAAAACUUGAAGACAUCCUUAUUGAAAAUUUCACAUUAUUGAAUUCUGCAUUUUUCACAUUCUCAACAGAUUUGAGCCAUAUAAGCAAAAUUAAAUUAACAAAUAUUGAAAUAACUCAAUGUAGCUUUGAUUAAUCCUUCUUUCUCCAAAGCAAAAGAAAGUUUGAAAUAAUUGCAGAUGAUCUCUAAUUCCGCAAUAACUACCUUUAAAAUUCUGUGAAUAUUAGUUUAAUGAUAAUCAAGAUUUAAUGAAGGUAAGAUCGAGUUAAAACACUCUUAUUUAAUAUUCGAUUUUAUCUAUAUUAUUGCUAAAGGCUUGUACGCACAAUUGAUGAUUUUGAAGAUGAUUCCAGCACUUUUUAAGAUUCAAAUUUGAUUGUUGUUUAUUCUAGUCUUCAAAUUAAUAAAUUUAUUGUUAAUAUUAAAAAUAUCAAAGUUUAAGAAAAUACCCUAGCAGAUAAAGUCAAAUUCUUAAUAUUUCAAAAUUUAUUCUUAAUUAAGAAUUGCUUUUUUCGAUUUCUAAGCAUGUAAGUUUUAGUGCUCAGUUUGUAAUUGAGAAAUAGGAUGAAUAAUAUUAUUAAAUGUAUAAUUUAGAGGAAAUAUAAUACUGAAGAACAGAGUAGCCACCUCAUUAUCAUUGCUAAAUAAAUACUACUUUCAAUUUAUCCAAAAUAUCGUCAAUUAAUAUAUCGAUGAACCACUUGACACCUAAUCUAAUUUAUUACAUAUAAGUUCAUUAGACAGUUUUCUUUAAAUUCAACCUCUGUAUUUCUAUCAAAAUGCCUUAACGAAUUCAACCUAAUCCAAUCUUUACACUUCCUGCAACUAUGAUAGAAAUUUCAAAUCUAAGUUUCAUCGAAACUAAUGUUUUAUCAUAAAACUUAUGGUAACAGUUUUAUGAUUUUGAAUUAGUGGAUGAAUAUAGUCAGCAAGAGAUUAACUCAAUUAUUCAAUUAACAUUUUAAAUUAAGCAAUCUAUAAUCUCAGCUUCACCCUUUAGUUGUACAGAUAGUUAUUUUUAAGAAAUUAUUGCUACUAAAGGUUUUAUUUUUUAGAUUACAACUCAAGGACAAGGAAUAAUAAAAAUAAUUAACCUCAAGAUAGAUUCUGUAUAUACUAAUCUAGCAGAUACUGGAGACUCAAGUUGUAUAAGUGUAGAUUCACAAACAGCCUUUUGUCUAUUAAUCUAAAAGAAAUUAAAUUAAAAAAAAUAUUUAAUAGAAUGGCUACACCAUUAUUCACGAUUAUAAAGAAAAUUUUAUUCUUUUAAAUAAUAUAGAAAUAAAGAAUUUUCUUUCCUUAAUGAAUAAAAUUAUGUUAGCCAAAUUUUUUCAGCAGAAGUAAGGAAAUAAAGUUAAGUAAAUAUUAAUAAUUUAACAAUUUAUUAAAGUGAAGAAAUGUGGUUUUAAUUAUUUUCUUUGAUUGGUGAAAUAACAUGAUCAGAAUUAGAGAAUAAUUUAAGCUAGGAGAAUGCUAUGAUUUUUCUUGAAAAUUGUAAAGUUGAUAUUCAAAAUAUAAAUGGUGAAGGAAUUAUAAUCUCUCCAAUUUUUUAAUUUUAUAAUGCAUUUACAUUAAAGAUUUUUGAUUUUAAACUAGUAUUAAUAUAAAAAUUAUAUUCCUUUGAUCUCGUGCUGAUAACUUAGAAUAUAAAAGCUGAAUCAAAGAUUUCUAUUGAAAAACCAAAGAUACUUUAAAGUAUUACAUAUAAAGAAAAAUCAGAUAGAAUUCCCAUCUUUUCAAAUUUGAAUUAUAACAUUUUAGGAUGUAGUGAGUGGAGGAGCACCUCAAUAACAGAUUAAACCAUAUAUCCAAAUAUAUUAAGUUAGAUAUAAUCAUUCACCAAUCAAUCAAAUCAGCUGAUAUAUAUUAAAAGCACUUCUAACCAAAACUCCCUAAGGCUUUCACAGAUAGAAAUAAUGAGUAAUGAUGGAUCAGAUUUUUCUAAUGGAAUGAUCACUUUUGAAGCUGAACAUUUCAAAAUUUUUAAAAUAGAUAAUAUAUUUUGA